Molecule: messenger RNA, 2951 nt
Organism: Sitophilus oryzae (rice weevil)
Lineage: Eukaryota; Metazoa; Arthropoda; Insecta; Coleoptera; Curculionidae
Product: transmembrane protease serine 9-like
Exons: 16
Coding region: 76-2871 (931 amino acids)
Biological process (GO): proteolysis
Molecular function (GO): serine-type endopeptidase activity
Source: RefSeq, a predicted model, not a curated record
AUAACGAUUGAUACAACCUAAUAUAUAAAGGGUUAAAAAUGGACAAAUAAUCAGCCUUUCAAUUGUUUCUCCAACAUGAAGGUCGUAGUAUUGGCAUUGGCUUAUUUAGUAGCAGCCUGCUUGGCUGAACAACAGUACAUUCAACCACAGUUCUACCCCACCGAACCAAGACAGGCCCAGAACUCGACUGGUUUGAAGGUAGUAGAUGGUUUCAAUGCUGCCAGAAAUCAAUUCCCUUAUCAAAUUUCUCUGAGAAGACUGCUCAUAAUCAGCUAUUUCCACACCUGCGGUGGUUCAGUUGUCAGUCCGAGAUGGAUUUUGACAGCUGCCCAUUGUACUUGGGGUAGGGCUGCUAGCCAAUUCCGUGUUGUCGCUGGUAUCUUGAACCAAGGUGACUCAGGAAUCGCCAACCAACAAACUGUCGCUGUUGCUCAAAUUAUCAACCAUGAAGGAUAUCCAGGUGGUGAUGAAGUAUCUGCUGAUGAUAUCGCCCUCGUCCUAUUGGCCAACAACCUCAACUACGGCGUCAACGUACAACCCAUCCCUCUUGCACAACCUGGAUCCUCAGCUCGUGGUACUGCCGUCCUUUCUGGAUGGGGUUCCCUAGGACCACCAACCAAUGCUGCCCCUGAAACUCUUCAAUUCAUCGAACUUCCAAUCUUGCCUCAAGAUCAAUGCGCUACUCUGAUCGCCUCCCUCUCAGGCCGUAACAACCCCUUCAGACCUUUACUGAACGUGUGCACUCUCCCCGUAACCACCACCAGCAGAGAAGGUGCUUGCCAAGGAGACAGUGGCGGUCCAUUGGUCCAAAACGGCGUACUUGUCGGUGUUGUAUCUUGGGGUUACAGUCCAUGCGGUGGUAUUGGCUACCCAUCCGUUUACGCUAAAGUGUCCGCUUACAACGCCUGGAUCAGACAAAACUCAAACGGUGAAGUCGGUCUUUGGCUGUCAGUUGCAAUCAUGAAGAUCGCAGUAAUAGUAUUGGCUUGUUCAAUAGCAGCAUGCUUGGCAGCUGAAGCUGAGUACAGACAACCAGAGUACUACCCAGUUGAACCAAGACAGUUCAAAAACUCGACUGGUUUGAAGGUAGUAGAUGGUAGCGAUGCUGUCAGAAAUCAAUUCCCUUACCAAAUUUCUCUUAGAAGACUGCUCCUGAUCAGUUAUUUCCACAUUUGUGGUGGUUCCAUCAUCAGCCCAAGAUGGGUUUUGACAGCUGCCCACUGUACUUUCGGUACAGCUACUAGUAGUUUCCGCAUCGUUGCAGGUAUCCUGAACCAAGGUGACUCCGGAAUCGCCAAUCAACAAUCUGUUGCUGCUUCUCAAGUCAUUAACCACGAGUCAUAUCCAGGUGGUAACCAAGUAUCUGCUAAUGACAUCUCCCUCAUCCAAUUAGCAACUAGCCUCACCUACGGCAUCAACGUACAACCCAUCCCUCUUGCACCAGCUGGAUCUUCAGCUCAAGGCUCUGCCGUACUUUCAGGAUGGGGUUCUCUAGGACCACCAAGCAACCAAUCACCUGAAACUCUUCAGUUCGUAUAUCUUCCCAUUUUGUCUGGAAAUGAUUGCGCCAAUCUCAUUGCCUCCAUCUCAGGAUCCAACAAUCCCUUCAGAGCUGCUCUUAACGUAUGUACCGUACCAACAUCCAACCAGAGUGGAGAGGGUGCUUGCAGCGGUGACAGUGGUGGCCCAUUGGUCAACAACGGUAAUCUAAUUGGUGUUGUAUCUUGGGGUUACAAUCCAUGCGGCGGCAACGGUUUACCAUCCGUUUACGUAAAGGUAUCCGCUUACACCAACUGGAUCAGACAAAACACAAACGGCGAAGUUAAUCUUACAGUAUUUUCUACUGGUAACUGGUAUGAAUUGGUGCCUGCAAUUCCCUUGCCACAACACUACACCCAUGGAGAAAACAGCUGGAUGCUCCUUAGACCCAGCGAAAGUGCCAGAGGGGAAUCCCCAAAAAUUGAAGAAAAUAUGGUGAUACAGGCUUUCAAUCGCAUCGCAAUCAUGAAGGUCGCAGUAAUAGCAUUGGCUUGUUUAGUAGCAGCCUGUUCGGCAGCUGAAACUGAAUACAAACAACCAGAGUACUACCCAAUUGAACCAAGAGUGUUCCAGAACUCGACAGGUUUGAAGGUAGUAGAUGGUAGCAAUGCUGUAAGAAACCAAUUUCCUUAUCAAAUUUCUCUUAGAAGAUUGGCCUUGAUCAGCUAUUUCCACAUUUGCGGUGGUUCAAUUGUUAGCCCAAGAUGGGUUUUGACAGCUGCCCAUUGUACUUGGGGCAGGGCUGCUAGCCAGUUCCGUAUUGUCGCUGGUAUCUUGAACCAAGGUGACACAGGAAUCGUCAACCAACAAACUGUCGCUGUUUCCCAAAUUAUUAACCAUGAGGGAUAUCCAGGUGGUAACCAAGUAAGUGCUGAUGACAUCGCUCUCGUUCUAUUAGCAAAUAACCUCGUCUACGGCAUCAACGUGCAACCCGUCCCUCUUGCACAACCUGGAUCUUCGGCUCGUGGUACUGCCGUUCUUUCUGGAUGGGGUUCUCUGGGACCACCAACUAAUGCUGCCCCUGAAACACUUCAGUUUGUUAAUCUUCCAAUUUUGCCUCAAGAUCAGUGCGCUAACCUAAUUGCCUCCAUCUCUGGCCCUAAUAAUCCCUUCAGGGCUUUGCUCAACGUAUGUACAGUACCCGCCACCAACAGAGAAGGCGCUUGUAGUGGUGACAGUGGUGGCCCAUUGGUCAACAACGGUAUUCUAGUCGGUGUUGUGUCUUGGGGUUACAGUCCAUGCGGUGGUGUUGGCUAUCCAUCCGUUUUCGCCAAAGUAUCCGCCUACAACGCCUGGAUCAGACUAAACUCAAACGGCGAAGUCGGCCUUUAAUAAUUCGCAGAAUUUAAUGUAACAUUAAGUAAUUUAUUUGUUAUUAAUUUUAAAUCAAAUAAAUGUUUUCAUUAAAUUAA